GAUAUUUUUCUUAUUUUAGUUAUGACAUAUAUUUGGAUAAUGAACCUAUUUUGCAAAAUGUUGAAUUUCUCCCCGUUAGUAUUAAUGACCUUUUAUUUCACCAUAACGUUAACCACACGAGUGCCAAGUUGAUUACUUUAGAAAAAGGUAAAUAUAUCCAUAUUCUAUGGCAAGUUCCGCAAACGAUUUUAAUUACAGUGGCUGAAGUAAUGUCUCUGGUCACAUUAUAUGAAUUCGCAUUCACCCAAGCUCCAUUGAGUAUGAAGUCAUUUCUUUCAGCAGCCAACAUAUGUGCAGCGGCAGUUGGAAAUUUAAUUGUAGUUUUUUUUUCGAAAAUUGGACUAUUUGAAAAUCAAGGUCACGAAUUCCUAUUUUAUGCAGUUUUAAUGGUUUUGGAUAUGAUACUACUUAUGGCUAUGAGCACCAAAUACAAGUAUAAAUGUGUAAGCACACAAUGAAUCUAAAAAAUAAACAGCAGAUUUUAAAUGUACUUAGUUUAGUAUGAUUAAAGAUUUAGUUUUGCACCUAAAUAAUAUUUAAACUAUGAUAUAAAUAAAUGUAAAAAAUAAAUUUUUUUAAA
Molecule: messenger RNA, 580 nt
Organism: Acyrthosiphon pisum (pea aphid)
Lineage: Eukaryota; Metazoa; Arthropoda; Insecta; Hemiptera; Aphididae
Product: peptide transporter family 1
Exons: 4
Coding region: 210-458 (82 amino acids)
Source: RefSeq, a predicted model, not a curated record